CAGGCAUUGUGAUUUCCAGUGAAUGCAGCGUACCAGGCUAGCCUGUCAUCUCACGUUUUUUUAUUCUGUGUGCUUCGCCUGUCAGGGACGGAAUACACAGACAGAGAGACCUUGACAGCCUGGCAUGUUAGGCACGAACACUCACACACCGCCAGCAAUGCAUUGACUAUGCUGCUUGAGCAGGAGCAAAGCUGCCUCUGAAUAGCUGCUGACGUCACAAAGGUGUCGACUGGCAACCACUGUGACUAUGGGAGAUGUGUUCCCUUCUGUGUCUGAGCCAGCUAUUUAAUAGCCCGCUUUACUUUCAAGUUCAAAGAGGCUUUGUGACAGCGGCAACACUUUUACAGCCAGUCAUAGGAAGAAGGCUGUCAGGAAGACCCAGAGGAUGAGAGAUCGAUGUGAAGCUCCCAGAAAGCGUGCAAAGAAAUAGGUAGACAUCAGUUUAUAGAUGGAAUCGGAAUUGUGAAUGUUCCUUGACAUGACCACAGCAUUCUUCUCACUGACUGUUCAAGGGGACUGUUCAAACAGGGCUGGCCCUUGUUCAUACAGUCACCCUUUUUUUAUAUCGCUCAUCUGCCUACAAGGCAACUGUAGGACCUGUCAAGUUCAUGGAUAAAGAAGGACAUCUCAAUCAUAGGUUCCCUUGCGCUGGUCAUAAUUUAAUUCUGCUCAUUAUGGGUAUUGGUUUGGUGGAGCUUGGAUUAUCCUGUCCCAAGGAAUGUGACUGCGAGCAUCUUUUAGUGAAUUGCACUGAUAAACAGCUAGAAGAAUUCCCCACGGGUAUCCCAAUGGACACCAGGCAACUGGUCCUCACGCGCAACAAUCUGACUUAUUUACCAUCAGUGGAUCUCAACCUUUUAAUUGAUUUGGUAUAUUUGGAUUGCAGUUACAAUAUGUUGGGGGAUUCGCUUGAGGCUACAUUCAUCGCAUUGCCCUUGGUUUACCUGGAUUUAAGUCAUAACAACCUUUCCAAGAUUACCACUGGAACGUUUUAUCUGUUGACCAGCCUGGUGGUCCUAAAACUAUCUGAUAAUCCCAAUUUGGAAGGAGUUGAAAAGGACUCAUUUGCCAACAACACUGGACUGCGGCAGUUGGAUCUUAGCCGCACGGCUUUAAACUAUUUGGAUGUCAGCACAGUCAGUCAACUGCCCAGUCUGAGAACACUAGGCCUCAGCUCCAACCCUUGGGAUUGUUAUUGCCCGUUAAAAGAGUUUCUCAAGUGGGUGAUUGAGAGUGACGUAUACUUCACAGAUGAGGAAAAUAUGACAUGUAGCACUCCUCUUCACAUCCAUGGAGAGCUUCUGAAGAACACAGAACACCACAUCAAUCUAAUGUGCUUUACCAAUCUCUACGAACGGGACUAUAUCUUCCUGAUGCUGGUCGGAUUUGUCAUCUUUGGCUCCGGCACAGUAGUGGCAUGGCUAACUGGAGUAUGUAUCGUCAUUUAUGAUCGCUUGUGUGGCACCACCGAGGAAGAUGAAGAUGAAGAAGAUGACGAACCUCCUCCUCCACCAAGGCCCAAGAAAAAAGAGGAGGCACAAGUCUGAAGCAGAUACACAUGAGUAGAUGCCAACAGUCUCCUAUUAAUAACUUUUACUUCCGAAAUGGGACAGCAUUAAAGAAUGGAAUACUGUGAUCUAGAAAUCUGGGUAAUGAAGAUUAUAAUGUCCUCUUCUUCCAGUGUUAGCAGAACUUCUUAAUUUAAGACUUGCAAUAUAUAUAUGUAUUGGUUGAGUUCAAAGUCUUAACAUUACCCUAGUGACAGUCUUAAUAUUCCAUCACUUGUUGGCCAUUUCCAAGUUAUGCACUCACCAUGGUUUUAUAAAACUAAAGUAGAACAUGUACAAAUUAUCACCUAAAAUUAAAGCAAUACCAGCAGGGUUAUUCACUAAACUGUUGAACAUUCUAGAAUGCACCAGAAAAUGUCAAACUGUAGACCAAAACAGAUCAAUUGAAAAGAUAUAUCAAGUCAGCUUUGUUUCUGUCACAACUACAUUGGCCUUAAAUUUGCAAUUCAUUGGUGAAUUACAAAAUGUCACUGUUUUGUGAAUAACACUGUCAGUUGCACUUCCAUAACUCACUUAGGGGUACAUUACAAUCUUUCAUUUGAUAUUUAUCUACAUAAUAACAGCUGAUGAUGAGCAGUUAAUGUUAAAGAGAUCACAAUGGCAUUGUUCAGAUACC
Messenger RNA from Pelobates fuscus (common spadefoot toad), 2184 nucleotides. It is a transcript of the gene LRRC52, whose product is annotated as leucine rich repeat containing 52. NCBI's taxonomy places the organism in Eukaryota, Metazoa, Chordata, Amphibia, Anura, Pelobatidae. The coding region runs from base 609 to 1547 and encodes 312 amino acids. The transcript is spliced from 2 exons. The record is from RefSeq and is a predicted model, not a curated record. Gene Ontology annotation, molecular function: voltage-gated potassium channel activity; potassium channel activator activity; transmembrane transporter binding. Gene Ontology annotation, cellular component: voltage-gated potassium channel complex.